Messenger RNA from Nymphaea colorata (pocket water lily), 1015 nucleotides. RefSeq names its product 60S ribosomal protein L19-3. NCBI's taxonomy places the organism in Eukaryota, Viridiplantae, Streptophyta, Magnoliopsida, Nymphaeales, Nymphaeaceae. Gene Ontology annotation, molecular function: structural constituent of ribosome; RNA binding. Gene Ontology annotation, cellular component: cytosolic large ribosomal subunit; ribosome. The transcript has 5 exons. Bases 134 to 742 code for a protein of 202 amino acids. Gene Ontology annotation, biological process: translation. The record is from RefSeq and is a predicted model, not a curated record.
AUCGGGACCUAACUAAAAAUAUUUUGUACCACAGAAACCCUAGAAAUCUUGCAUCUCCGUCCGCCGCUCCCCAUCCCCAUCAGACACAGGGAGAGGGAGAGAGAGAGAGGGUGUGUGGAUCAAAGAUCUAGAAAUGGUGUCUCUUAAGCUGCAGAAGCGCUUGGCUGCAAGCGUUCUUAAGUGUGGUAAAGGAAAAGUUUGGCUUGAUCCCAAUGAAACCAGCGAGAUCUCCAUGGCCAAUUCUAGGCAAAAUAUAAGAAAGCUGGUUAAAGAUGGUUUUGUGAUAAAAAAGCCAUCCAAAAUUCAUUCACGCUCACGGGCUCGUCGAGCUUUGGAAGCAAAGAGGAAAGGAAGGCAUUCAGGAUAUGGUAAGCGUAGAGGUACUAGGGAGGCUAGGCUGCCGACCAAGAUUCUUUGGAUGAGGAGGAUGAGGGUGCUCCGUCGCUUGCUGCGCAAGUACAGGGAAGCAAAAAAGAUUGACAAACACAUGUACCAUGACAUGUAUAUGAAGGUGAAGGGUAACGUUUUCAAGAACAAGCGUGUGCUCAUGGAGAGCAUACACAAAUCAAAAGCAGAGAAGGCAAGAGAGAAAACCUUGUCUGAUCAGUUUGAAGCGAAGAGAGCAAAGAGCAAGGCAAGCAGGGAAAGGAAGAUUGCACGAAGGGAAGAGCGCCUUGCCCAGGGUCCGGCAGCUGCUCCUGCAUCACAAACAGCAGCAGAGGCACCUAAGAGAAAGAAGUAAAUCCUCCAAUUGAUUCCCCAUUGAAGACCAAGUUUUCAUGAUCCUGAUGAGCUUGAAGAUCAGGCUUCUGGUGAAUGUAGCCAUCUAAGGAGUAGGAUGUAUAAUGAGUUUCUGAACAUGAAUCUAUGUCGAAUUUUGCCCUUGUAGGAUAAUUAGCAAGUGAUCUUUUGUUUUCUGUUUUUGCAAGUCUUUAUGUGACGUAUGAAGGAAUCACUAUAUAUUUGUUGAACAUUAAAUGCUUGUUCCUUAAAGUUUAUUAGUUUUACAGGGUAA